Molecule: messenger RNA, 1116 nt
Organism: Gracilinanus agilis (Agile Gracile Mouse Opossum)
Lineage: Eukaryota; Metazoa; Chordata; Mammalia; Didelphimorphia; Didelphidae
Gene: POU3F2
Product: POU class 3 homeobox 2
Exons: 1
Biological process (GO): brain development; regulation of transcription by RNA polymerase II
Cellular component (GO): nucleus
Molecular function (GO): DNA-binding transcription factor activity, RNA polymerase II-specific; RNA polymerase II cis-regulatory region sequence-specific DNA binding
Source: RefSeq, a predicted model, not a curated record
GGCGGCGGAGGCGGCGGCGGGGGCGGGGGCGGCGGUGGGGGCGGCGGGGACGGCUCCCCUUGGUCCACCAGCCCCUUGGGCCAGCCGGACAUCAAGCCCUCGGUGGUGGUGCAGCAGCCGGGGCGUGGAGACGAGCUUCACGGGCCGGGGUCCCUGCAGCAGCAGCAGCAACACCAGCAGCAGCAACAACAGCAACAGCAGCAACAGCAACAGCAGCAACAGCAGCAGCGGCCGCCGCAUCUGGUACAUCACGCCGCCAACCACCACCCGGGGCCCGGGGCAUGGAGGAGCGCGGCAGCGGCGGCUCAUCUCCCGCCCAGCAUGGGAGCGUCCAACGGGGGCUUGCUCUACUCGCAGCCCAGCUUCACCGUGAACGGCAUGUUGGGCGCUGGGGGCCAGCCCACAGGGCUCCAUCACCAUGGCCUGCGGGACGCCCACGACGAGCAGCACCACGGGGAACACCAUCCGCACCCGCACUCCCACCCUCACCAGCAGCCCCCGCCGCCGCCGCCGCCCCCGCAGGGCCCACCGGGUCAUCCGGGACCCCACCACGACCCACACUCGGACGAGGACACGCCGACCUCAGAUGACCUGGAGCAGUUCGCCAAGCAGUUCAAGCAGCGGCGGAUCAAACUGGGAUUUACCCAAGCGGACGUGGGACUGGCCCUGGGCACCUUGUACGGGAACGUGUUCUCGCAGACCACCAUCUGUAGGUUCGAGGCCCUGCAGCUGAGCUUCAAGAACAUGUGCAAGCUGAAGCCUUUGUUGAACAAGUGGUUGGAGGAGGCGGACUCGUCCUCGGGCAGUCCCACCAGCAUAGACAAGAUCGCAGCCCAGGGGCGCAAGCGGAAAAAGAGGACCUCCAUCGAGGUGAGCGUCAAGGGGGCUCUGGAAAGCCAUUUCCUCAAAUGUCCCAAGCCCUCGGCCCAGGAGAUCACCUCCCUGGCGGACAGCUUACAGCUGGAGAAGGAGGUGGUGAGAGUUUGGUUUUGUAACAGGAGACAGAAAGAGAAAAGAAUGACUCCUCCGGGAGGGACUCUGCCGGGAGCCGAGGAUGUAUACGGGGGGAGUAGGGACACACCACCACACCAUGGGGUGCAGACUCCAGUCCAGUGA